Molecule: messenger RNA, 440 nt
Organism: Daphnia pulicaria
Lineage: Eukaryota; Metazoa; Arthropoda; Branchiopoda; Diplostraca; Daphniidae
Product: neuropeptide-like protein 30
Exons: 3
Coding region: 57-287 (76 amino acids)
Source: RefSeq, a predicted model, not a curated record
CACCCGUUGUGGCCCAGUGGAUACAUCAGUUGACAUUACAGUCUGCAAAAACCAACAUGAAUCGUUCUAUUCUGCUGAGUCUUUGCGUCCUGUUGGCCGUUGUGGCCGCAGUCAUCGAGGCCGCACCCCAACGUGAGAAGCGACAAUUUUUUGGCGAUGGAGGUCAACAAUUUGGCGGAUUCAAUCAAGGAUUCGGCGGAUUCAAUCAAGGAUUCAACGGCGGAUUUAAUCAAGGAUUCAACGGCGGAGGCUUCGGCGGAUUCGGAAGUGGCGAAUUCUUCGGAUAAUUUCAAUUGUUUCUUUCUUUAAUUCCCAUCGAUUGUACAAUACCCUUUAAAUUCAAAAGGUUUAAAUGAUUCACCGCGUCGCAAACGUCCAACAUUUUGUAUCUAUUUUCCUGAUUGAAUGUGUGUACAAAAAUAAACGUCUAAUCGAUUGCA